Molecule: messenger RNA, 3435 nt
Organism: Leptosia nina
Lineage: Eukaryota; Metazoa; Arthropoda; Insecta; Lepidoptera; Pieridae
Source: the annotation of a GenBank genome assembly
AUGGCUUACCAUUACGUAGUUACUGCACAGAAGCCUACCGCUGUAACAGCAUGUAUUACAGGAAACUUCACAUCUCCAACCGAUUUAAACCUUCUUGUCGCGAAGGUAUCUCGGUUGGAAAUGUACCUCGUUACACCGGAAGGUUUACAUCCUAUGAAAGAAGUUGGACUUUAUGGAAAAGUUGCUAAAAUGAAGUUAUUCAGACCUCCUUAUGAGAAUAAAGAUCUUGUAUUUAUUCUGACUGCUCGCUACAAUGCUAUGAUUCUCGAGUGGAGGACUGGUCCCAAUGGAGAUUUGGAGGUGGUCACACGGGCUCAUGGAAAUGUUGCUGAUAGAAUCGGUAAACCCUCAGAAAAUGGUAUACUAGCUGUCAUAGAUCCACAAGCAAGAGUUAUUGGACUUAGAUUAUAUGAUGGGCUAUUUAAGAUUAUUCCUUUGGAUAAAGAUUCUACUGAGUUAAAAGCAGCAAGUCUAAGAUUGGAAGAGUUGAAUGUAUAUGACUUAGAGUUUCUCCAUGGCUGUGCUAAUCCUACACUUAUAUUAAUUCAUCAAGAUCUCAAUGGACGACAUAUUAAGACACGUGAAAUAAAUUUAAGGGACAAAGAGUUUAUCAAGGUCCCAUGGAAACAAGAUAAUGUUGAAACUGAAGCCUCAAUAUUAAUUCCAGUGCCAAGUCCUCUAGGGGGAGCCAUUGUUAUUGGACAAGAGUCAAUCGUUUAUCAUGAUGGACAAAGUUAUAUUGCUGUAUCACCACCACAAAUAAAGAUGACGCAAAUAAAUUCUUACUGUCGUGUCGACACGCGAGGCUUGCGAUAUCUUUUGGGCGAUAUAGCUGGUCGGCUCUUUAUGCUUCUCUUAGAACUGUACGAACGGGCGGACGAUACGAUGGCCGUCAAAGACCUCAAAGUGGAGUUACUUGGUGAAAUCCCCAUACCUGAAUGUAUGACAUACUUGGACAACGGCGUUGUCUUCAUUGGUUCUAGACUAGGUGACUCCGCCUUAGUCCGUCUCUCAGCAGCCAGAGACGACUCGAACCAGUAUGUGAAGGUGAUGGAAACCUUCACCAGCCUAUCACCCAUUGUGGAUAUGUGCGUAGUGGAUUUGGAGAGGCAGGGGCAGAAUCAGCUUAUUACAUGUUCCGGAGCAUUCAAAAUGGGCUCUCUUCGUAUAAUUCGGAAUGGAAUUGGCAUUCAAGAGCAAGCAUCGAUCGAUCUGCCGGGCAUCAAGGGAAUGUGGGCGCUCACACUAGCGCAAGCGUCGCCCUACCAUGACACAUUAGUUCUCGCCUUUGUGGGACAAACCAGGGUAUUGACACUUAAUGGAGAAGAAGUUGAAGAAACUGAAAUCAAAGGCUUCGUAUCAGACAGACAGACAUUCUUUACUGGCAAUGUGUCUCACAAUCAACUUAUACAGGUGACAGAUGAAGGUGUCCGCUUAAUAGCCAACACAGACGACAAAUGGGCUCUAGCGGCGUCGUGGCAGCCGGGCGGCGCACGCGCAAUAUCCGUAGUUGCCUGUUCCAAUACACGCGUCGUGCCCGCCGCUGGAAAUCGCAUUUUCCUACUAGCUAUUGGCGACCGGGAACUAACUCUGCUCUCUGAGGUGUGUAUGGAAGAAGAGGUGGCCUGUCUUGAUCUCGGACCUGGCGAUGAAGAAGCUCUGCUCGGAGUCGGAUUGUGGACAGACAUCUCGGUCAGAGUGCUAAAACUACCAGAUCUGAGACCUCUGCAUACUGAAAAAUUAUCUGGAGAAAUAAUUCCCCGUUCACUGUUGAUCUGUGUUCUGGAGGGCGUGUGCUAUCUGCUGUGUGCCCUUGGAGAUGGUUCCAUGUUCUACUUCACUGUGGAUCCUGUGACUGGUGCCCUAGCUAACAGAAAGAGAGUCACCCUGGGGACACAGCCAACUGUGCUCAGAAGUUUCAGAUCUCUAUCCACGACAAACAUAUUCGCCUGCUCUGACCGACCAACUGUCAUCUUCUCUUCGAAUCACAAGCUAGUCUUCUCAAACGUGAACCUGAAGGAAGUUACACACAUGUGCUCGUUGAAUGCGCAGGCAUACCCCGAUAGUUUGGCGCUAGCGACAGACAGCACGGUAACAAUUGGCACCAUAGAUGAAAUACAGAAGCUGCACAUCAGGACUGUUCCAUUGAACGAGACGCCCAGACGAAUUGCGUACCAGGAAGCCACACAGACGUUCGGCGUAGUUACCAUGCGUGUAGAUAAGCUGGAAUGGACGUCAGGUUCCGGCAGCACAUCGGUGUCAGUUCGUGGCAGUGCAUCCACUUCGGCCGCAAACAUAAGCGGCGCGCCCCUAGCUCAGCCCAAGCAUGCGCCGCUCGCGCAACCGAAACACGCCCCGGCCGCUGUCGACUUGGAGAUAUACAACCUGCUUAUAAUCGAUCAUCAUACUUUUGAAGUACUGCACGCGCAUCAGUUGAUGGCCAGUGAGUUUGUGCUGUCGCUGGUUUCUUGUAAGCUGGGGGACGACCCCGCUCACUAUUACGCCUUAGGGACUGCCAUACUAAACCCUGAAGAAUCUGAACCCAAACAGGGCCGAAUAAUAUUAUUCCAAUGGUCGGAAGGAAAGUUAACGCAAGUAGCGGAAAAAGAGAUAAAAGGUGCCUGUUAUACGCUGGUAGAAUUCAAUGGAAAACUACUAGCGUCAAUCAAUAGUACUGUAAGAUUAUUCGAGUGGACGUCAGACAAAGAAUUGCGCUUAGAGUGCAGUCACUUCAACAAUAUCGUAGCUCUAUAUCUUAAGGUCAAAGGCGACUUCAUAUUAAUUGGCGAUCUCAUGCGGUCCAUGUCAUUACUACAGUACAAGCAGAUGGAGGGUAGUUUCGAAGAAAUAGCACGCGAUUACAGUCCGAAUUGGAUGACUGCCAUAGAAAUAUUAGACGAUGACACUUUCCUAGGAGCUGAGAAUAGUUCAAAUUUAUUUGUCUGUCAAAAGGAUAGCGCAGCGACGACGGAUGAAGAGCGUCAACAAAUGGGGUACAUGGGCCAGUUCCAUCUCGGCGACAUGGUCAACGUUAUGCGGCUGGGCUCGCUGGUUGGCCAACACGCAGAUACAGCGGCCCCCGUGCAGAAUCCCGCCACACUAGCCACAGUUAAUGGGGCCAUAUGUCUAGUCGUCCAAUUAUCACAAGAGCUAUACGAUUUCUUACACCAACUGGAAGAGAGGCUCACGCACACGAUCAAGUCGGUCGGUAAGAUCCCGCACGCGUUUUGGAGAUCGUUCAAUACCGAUAUCAAGACAGAACCGGCAGAGGGCUUCAUAGACGGAGACCUGAUCGAAAGUUUCCUGGAUCUGAGUAGGGAAAAGCAACAGGAGAUUGUCCAGAUGGGAUUGCAGAUCGACGAUGGCGGCAUCAUGCGAAAGGCGACAGUGGACGACCUCAUAAAAAUCGUCGAAGAUUUAACGCGAAUACAUUAA